This is a messenger RNA of Neodiprion fabricii, 9852 nucleotides long. RefSeq lists its product as uncharacterized. The transcript has 13 exons. The record is from RefSeq and is a predicted model, not a curated record. NCBI's taxonomy places the organism in Eukaryota, Metazoa, Arthropoda, Insecta, Hymenoptera, Diprionidae. The coding region runs from base 901 to 9660 and encodes 2919 amino acids.
UUUAACCUAAAACACAAAUGACAGCGCGAAUAAUGUCAGAAUACCAGAAAUCGCAUUGUCUGCAGUGUUUGUGGCGCUUUUUCAUGAACGGCAAAAGUGAUAAACUAAAGUACUGUGUAGUCAAGUGAGCGAUGAAAUGUGAGAAUAAAUGUUAAAAUUUGAAAAUAGAAGAGAUAACUAACACUGUGCGGGUGAAUUCAGGGCCAGAUAACAUAUUUGAAACGAUUGCCCGCAUCAAAUCUUUUUGCUUCUGUUAUUUCGUAGAUCUGAAAUAAUUCUGCUAAUAUCAAUCACAAUCGUUUCACGUCGGUUAGAUACUUGUUUUGAAUCAAGCGCCGAAACGUCCAUGAAUCAUACCGCUGAGUCGCUCUUAGUUCGCUCAUACGCGAAUAUAGCUAUAUUUUUUCAUCGACAACAACAAGAGUAUCUGAUUAGUUGAGUUAUGCUUACAGCUGCGGUUAGCAAAAAUAGAAAGCAGCGAACAAAGCCAUCUCCGAGUGUAAAUGAAACAAGCGAACAGAUGUUUCCGUAUCGGAAGCGAUCACUGACAGGUGGCGACGGCUAGGCCAGCGAUAGCUAAACAAAAAGUUUUCAAACGCGCUAAACGCGGCCAACACGGCUCCGUCAAAAUUUACCCCAUUAGCUGUUUAAAAUCGUAAGAAAUUCCGCGAGUCUUUGCAACCGCCUAAAUCGUAUCGAUCAGCCACUUAAUACCGAUUGUAGUAUAAACAAAUCCUCAGUGAAUAUUCACCCCGCAAUAUUAAUAUGACAUCGUACUUGAAAUUUUCCGCUCCUGACGUACCGCUGCUAAGGUUCAGUGCUCGACCGGCGUUGCAUUUGUGUUUAACAGACGGUUCAUCGCACAGUUCACAAGAUCAUUGUGAAUAGAAAACAAAAAAUAUGAGCAAGGGAAAGAAGCCUGGAGAUAAGAUCAAACGGUGUGACAAGGCACCAAUACGAGUCAACGAAACGCGAAAUGGGGAUAAACAUUCUACGGAAUACUGGACUGCCCCAGCAAGUGGGAUAAUUUACACCACCGGGCCGAGAAGAGUGCGUUCAAAGUCUGCCAAUUCUAAUUGUAAAACGGCAUCAAAGUUGGCGUCAGCGCGGGUCUUGAGCCCGGAAAGUGAAACGAGAGAUUUAAAUGGAAAAGUACAGGCAAUUAAAAAAAAGGGGAGCCUGUGUUGUGUGUUAGAUGAAGAAAAUCGGGACAAUAUUCAGUAUCAGCUGCCAUCGUCACCAUUUUUGCAUACUCACGGGAGGCGGUAUGAAGAAAAAGAAUUUACUGAACAGUCCAGAAAGGCGAAAAAGGUAUCGAGCCUCGAUACCGAUGCGGCUAGUUCAAGAGACCCAACUUACGUAUUGCGGAAAGAAAUACACGAUUGGAAAGUUCACGAAGCUCUGACUAACAGAGUCGAAAAUCUCCUGAGCGAAAUUGAGACAACGUCACCACCCGAAGACCGCACCAAAGCUCCGCGAACAUCGGCUAGAACUCGAAUGAAAGCUUCCGAUAAACUUCCACCCGACUUGCGAGAAAAAAGUACCGCAAACGUUAUUGGAAAUGACUUCAGUGACACAAGGGCAUCUAAAAAUCCUGUGGCAACGACAAAUCCCUGCCGAACAUCUAAUCAUACAGUAACAAUGUCCAAAUUACAUAAUUUUCACACAGAUGAAGAGGGUAGAAGAGGCAUUCAAAAGCAGAAGUACCCAUUAGAUGACUACUUGAUCAAUGGCAAUCUGCAGUCUUGCACACAGGCAUCUCUGCUAUCACCAAUUAGUCCUGUAGCUAGCCCGGAAACGGCAGAUGUAUUGCAGAAUGCGGAGAGGCUUGUAAAAAAUGCACAGCAACAAAUUAUGGAAGUUAGUUUUGACUCAGCUCUACAUACCCUUGACGAGAAUCCGACAAGUUACAUAGGACACGAGUGCUUGGAUGAGAGUUUACUGCACAUUUGUGAGAUCGUUGAAUCCAAGUUCCAAGAAUGUAAUAACCCAAGUAGAAUCUGCGGUGAGAAAGACUUGAUGACAAACGUACCUACUUCUAGCAGAGAAUUGAAAUAUGAUAAACUUCCUGUAAAAGAAACUGAUGGCACAGUUAAUAAGCCAUUGGAAAUAUCAGAACAGAAUUACGAAUUUUAUGCAAACCAGUUAGCAAAUGGGGUAUAUUUACACAACAAGCAGCCGUUUUUUCAAAAGGCACCUAAUUGGUUCAAGAUCGAGCCACCCAAACAAGUUACUGUUUUUCCAGUAUCUACAACUUGCAGUCUAAAAUCCAAAAGCAAAAGUUCGUGCGUGAUUCAACAACACUGUGAAACAACUAAUACUGGAGUGGUCGAAAUUAAUAAUAGAGAUCAUCAAACCAGCAAUAUGCAAGUCCAAGAAGGACCCAGAGUGGAUAUUCGCGGUGGAUUGACAAUUCAAGCCAUUGAAAACAUUCAUAUAUCACCGAAGUCCUCGUCGGUACCAAUUUAUAAUAACACAGCUUCGUACUGCUAUCAGUAUGAGGCAUCAUCAAAGUCAAAUUUCGUCGAUUCAAACAGAACUCGUGUAGAUGGUCAUAGUACAACUAACUCAAAUGCAAGGACUAUGUACGAUACUGGAAAAGAUGUCCAAAAAUCAGUAAAUCCAGAAAAUGAUGACAAUGUUGGCAGUAAUGUUCCACAGGAUCAAACUAAAUCUAGUCACGCAAACAAAGAUACGACCGAAACGGGGCAAACUUUCAUUACUAAUACUACUAAUGUUAAUAAUAAUGAUAAUAAUGAGAAUGAAAAUCGCAGCCAAUUGGACUUGAGUAGUACCAAAAACAGAGUAUCCAUUGACAGCGCACUUGUUGACAAUGUUAAGCUGAAAAUCUCACCAACCAAUAAUGAAAAAGUAACUGCACCGAAAACAACAAAUGAGCUGGUAUAUGGUUUGAAAGAAAACGGAAAUUUAAAAAAGUCCGUCAGUAUAAAUUUAACUCCAGUUACAACUCCUUUCUAUCAGGAAGUUCCCAUAACAGACUCAGAGUUUAAAACGGAUAAUGAGCAAAAAGAGACAGAACCGCCGUAUGUUUCCCAGGAUCACGUCGAGAUAUUGUCAAAUUUGGAACUCACUCACAUACGUUCGGAUAAAAAUUAUACACAACGUACGCAAAUCUGUACUGACGAAUGCGAGACUGGUUCAUGUUCAAGGAAAUGCGAGAGCGAUGUUGUACAUAGAGAAAAACAAAGGUUGAAAGAGGCGUUAGAAACAAUAGCCAAUAUACAGAAGAUCAGGUUUGAUGUAAAAGAUACCGGUAUUGUUCCAGCAGAGUGCACACAGAUAUGCAAGGAUAAAAACCGUUGUAUCGCAGAUGAAGGUGUUCUUGAACCAAAAUCAAUAAUGGAGCCUGAAAAAUUCAAAGUAGCAUUGGAGAAGCUUUGCACCUUUAAUCAGAAUGCCAGUUCUAAAAUAUCUACUGACUCUAAGAUUUGUCAAGAGGCGAUUGAUGAUUUUGUUAAAAUGUUUUAUGGUUCAGAUGGUCAGUCCAAGUUUGCACAGGAUAAUCAUAAACCUUCGGGUUCAAGUUCACAAAAUAAGCAUGGACCUUCAAAACAAAAUGAACGUAAUACUAAUAAUAAGAUAACUAAGAAUAUUAGAACUGAAGCAAACAACGAAGAGACUGUGACAGCUCCAAAACAGAUGAAAUUAAUUCCUGAGCAAAAACAGAUAAAGAAUCGACAAGUAGCAAAUAAAAAUAACAAACCCAAAACUACAACAACAAAUGGAGAUCCACCAACAUCGAACAUCAAAACCAGUCGACCAAAAACAUUCACUAAAGAUGCCAAGUCUCCGGCACCCCACAGUCAAUUCCCAAAAGACAAUACUUCUGAACAGGAAAAAAUCCCAUUGAACUUGACUUCUAAACAACAGCAAGUUAGUCUGGAAAAUUUGAAUUUACCAGAACCUUGUGUGUCAGAUGUUGAUGCGAUUUUGAAUAUGUACCGAGAAUCCAUGGCAGCCAUUUGCCAAGGUACCGAAAAAUUGUCGCAACUAAUAUCACAUCAUAUAAUGAAAAAUGCCCGAUCUUCUUCCGAUCAGAUUUCAUCUCCACCUGUAGUCGGUGAGAUAUAUGAAGAGAGUUCUAUCAAAUCUACAUCCAAUUUGGUAUCUUCUAGCUCGAAGAAAACGUCACCACCGUUUCAUUCUGCUCAAGAAACAUUUUCUACAGACCAAUUCCCCAUCCGAAUUAUGCCGUGCUCUAAUAAAAUACGAACUACGAAAAUACACCAACAAAUAAAGGGAAAGGAUAACAUUCCAGAACACGAAGAUUCGCCCAACCUUUCAUUACGGGAUGAUACAGAAAGUAGCAGUGAAAAUAAUUCAGUUUGUACCGACCAGAAGUCAGCAAGAAAUGAACGUGAAACGGCAUGUAAUAGAAAUCUUAUAAAACAGCGAAAUCUAUCGGACGUCAUUGAAGAAAGUAGUUCUGUACAUUUUGAUGUUGUAGACGAUGCGAGUAAUUCUCAAAUAAUAACAACUGCCCAACCUGAAAUUUCAAUGAAUAACAGUCCACAAUUUGCACCAGCACAGCACAGAGUUGCAAAAAAUAAACGAAAACCAGGUGCGACCCAAUUUAUGGAUGUUCAAUAUUGUAUAACUGAACCACUUGCAGCACCAAUGUCGAUUGGAAUGACAUUAGAUAAGAAGAGCUCGCUAUCGCAGUCUGCCUUAAGAAGCCCAUUUUCUGCAUAUUUAAAUUUAGAAAGUGCUUGCGAUAAAGAUGCAAAGCUACAUCGCCACUCUAAUUAUGAUAUUCAUAGCGAUCGGACUUCAGACAUUAAUUUGUAUAAGUGUCCAGUAUUAAUAUCUGGAUAUAGUAAUAACUUCAAGGUAUCGGAUAAUCAUCCAGAUGACAAGUUGAUGGUGGAAGGAGGUGUUGCACACACCAAACAAGUAGAGCUGCAAGUAUUCAACAAAAUUCUUGAUGCUAUGAAAAAUUCUUCGCAUUUUAUGAAUCGGUUUGUCAUUUCUAUUUUGAAUGGAAUGGAAAUUCACUCUAUUAACAACAUAGUGAGAAACUUGGAAGAUGCGGCAGUGCAUCCUAAUAUCAUUGAGCAGCUUUUGAUAAUACUGAGAGAACGAAGUAGAGAUAAUUCUUCGACUGGGGAUAUACCAGACUUUGUACAGAACCAUGAUACAAUCAAUGAUUUAAAAAAUUCUAUUGGCUGCAAAGGUGCUAUGGCAGCAACAAAUAUAGAUACCGAUAGUAGAAAUGAUGACCCAGCUGUUCUGCAUCAUAGUCCUAAUCAGGUAAAUAAGAGCUGGGAUCCAGCAGAGCGAGAGACAAAUUUGAAGUUAAACGUUAAUGAAUAUUAUGCGUAUUCACAUGAUAGUGCCAAUAGCCACGUUGAUAAAGCUCUUGAAGUUGAAUUACAAAACCAACCAGUGAGCAACGAAAAUACUAAGAACGAUCGGGUGAAAAUACCUGGCUCAAUUCUGGAAAAUAAAUCUUGUAUAUCUGAACCGUCAUUAGGCAUAACUUGCAAUAGUUCAAGUCAGAAAAGAUUUUCUGAAAUUGGAGCAGAGUUACAGGACGAUUACCAAAGAGUAGAAGUAAAAUCUUUGGGCAAAGAGACUUGCUGUACUAAUGAAAUCACACCAAAGAAUAAAAGUGAUCCGCAUGAUAUUAUCGAAAACUCAACUUCUGUUAAUACAGUUUCAAAAAAACACGACAGCGAUAACUGCACCGACAAGGAUAUUAGCUUCUUAAUCCCGUACGAUAAUGAAUCGAAUAGCAAAAUUGACAAUCUAUCCGAUGUGGGAGAUUUUACUAGCAUUACUUUGAACAAUGAAUCAACAGGUAAAACUAUGGGAAUGCAAAUAAAAAGAAACUGCCAAAAUGGUUUAUGCACCAAUUCUCCGUCCCAAGGGAUGCGGACAAAAAUGAAUUCGAAUGCAGGUGCUACGCAGUCGUCAACGGUGACUAAUAAGACUAAAACAACGUUGAAAAGGUCUGAUGAUCUAAUAACGGCUAGUACAAAUUCAAGUGGAAAUCGUCAAAUGAAUGAUAGAAAUAUCAUGUGUAAAUGUAAAACAUGCGACAGCCAUGAAGUUUCAAAAACAGAGAUACGUCAUGUCGUCAGUCAAUCAUUGGUAAACCCAGUUAAUAAACUAGCUGUUUCGCAAAUUCAAGCCAAUUACAAUCACGAUCAAAUAAUGGAUUUACAACCAAAGACUGCUCGCAAUAAUCCAAACUUGAUGACUGUAACAAAUGCAGGAACAAGCAAUAAAAGGUCCAAACCAUCAAAAUUAGCUGUCACCUCAAAAAGUCAUAUGAAAAAAGCGGUAGAUUCAAGUAGAACAAACAGCAAGAAAUCGAAUUCGUUCAAAAAGAAAGUUAAAGGGGAUAAAAAAGUAUCUCGUGAUAUUAAAAAAGGUUCAAGAAAGUGCGUUGAAAAGACACAAAGUAGCGAUUCAGAGAAAUCUAAUUCGAAAAAUGAUUGUGCCUUGUGUAUACAACUUGUUGGAACGUGCAAUUGCCUUGAUUGUACGAAUUGCGUGAUAAAUUGCACAAGAUGUAAGGAAAUAAUGAUGAAAAGGAAUAUCGAGAAAGAAAAGCUAUCCAAAAGUGCAUUGUCCCCGCGUCAUGAGAAUUGUUUUAAAUUCCUGGAACAAAACGCUGAUAAACUUACGUUCUCAACGAUAUCGAAUUCUGCCCUAAAAGAAUUAUCUUCUAUGCCAUUAGAAUCAAGCAAGAAAGCUCAUGUUAAAAAUAGAGAUUAUUGUCAAGGAAUACGAAAAAUGAACGAAAACCUGACUGACCAAAAAGAUGCAGUUCCGAAGAUGCGACAAUCAAAAUUAAAGCCACACUCUAGCAUGUUGAGUUGUUUCAAUAACAACAACGGGUCAAUUAAUUGCAAAACAACAGCAAUUAAAAAAAUUUUACAAGAUGCUGCUUCCACUGCAGGUAAUUCAAAAGUGGAAGAUAAAGUGCAGAAUACAGAAAACAUCAUACCACACGUCACCAUAUGCAAGAGUACAGAAAUGUACGACAUGGGAAAAUAUAGAAGCCUCAUUCCAUGUAAAGUUACAGAAUCUUUGUGUACAGGAGAAACAAUUGCUCAAGAACCGAGAGGGCUUUUACCAAGAAAGUUAGAUAAGCAUACAGAAAUUGAUAGAGUCAAUGGACCAAUAGAUAAAACAACAAGCACGAUAGAAUCCAGUAAGCAUGAUUUGGCGACACGGAAUUCAACAGAAAACUAUAGAAUUACCAACUGUGAGAGAACGGGUAAUAUAAACUGUACAGUUAUGACAUCCACAGAAAUAAAAGAUUUUUCCACAAAGGAAUUGCAAACGUUAACGACACAUAAUGAUUCUCACAAACAUGAAGCUAUUCACUUGAGGACUGAUCCAGAAGUAGGAGUAGUUUCAGUACCAAAAGCAGUAUGUGAAAAACUGUUCGACGAUGCCACUAUUAUAGUGCUUCAACCAUUAAAUGAAUUGGACCAUACAUUUUUUAUUGCAAAACCAAAUUGUUUAGAGCAGAAUAUAAUUAAAGAAAAAUUAAAUAAGAAUUUUAACACUAAAAACACCGGAAUAACCGAUCGAAACCAUCUUUCAGUUUGCAAUCUCAGUCAGCGAGAAAAGCAGUCUCAAGAAGAUUUAAUCCAAUCAAACUACAAUAUUGCUCAACAUGUCAAUUGUGUUGACAAAAGUAUUGGCAAAGAUAUUGAACUUACUAAUGCCAGAAGUGGUUCGAAUCGUGUUAAACAUCAAGAUUGUCAAAUUAAUUACCCAGGUGAUAGGGUGCAGAAUUCAACUAGUAAUAGACAAUCAAGUGUGGCGUUUGCUCCAACAUACGAAAGAAGUUCCAUGACUCGCUUCUGUGAGAAAUUGCACGAAUGCGAAGAUUUGUGCACAAAUGAUAGCGAUUGUCUUGAAAUAUGUCCUCAGUCAUCACCAAAAUCAUACGAUUCAAGGUUUCAUUGUCAACAAGAUUGUCCAAAUGAGGAAAUCUGUCAUAAAAUUUGUUCGCAGGACCCUCAUUGUGAACAAUCGUUGCAAACCAAUUCAGUUAACAUUAAUGCCAUAUUGGAAAAAUUUAUAAAAGAAAAUAACAUGCCAAAUGUGAAACUGCCAAUUGUUAAACCACUUCUUCAAGAAUUGAAGAAAGUCAAGGAUUGCUUAAGAGUGGAAAUAGAAAAACUAGAAAUAAUAUAUGAAGAUUCAGAGUCGCAUACUGAUGUCGGCCAGGCUAAAAAAGAAAAUGGAGGCAAACUGGUCGAAGGAGCUAGGCCGAGAUAUAGUACAAAUGACCCUCAUCAAGAUAGUGUACAAUACGAAGAAUCGGAUGAAAAGUUACAAUGCAUAAUUAAGAAUAGAAAGAGCCUUAGUGUUCCAAAUGUUGUACGAGAUGUUGCUGACAUGCAUCCAUCUACAAAAUUAGAGCGCUUGAAAAUAAGACCUGCAGAUCCCCUUGUCUCUGGAAAUUUCAGUAAAUCAGAAUCAGACAGAAGAUAUUCAGUUUUCAAUAAACAAAAUACUGCGUCAUCAAUUGAUUUGAAUGAUCCAAAAACGAGAGAAUAUUUAGCAUCUCUGAAACAUAGCCGCGGAAGAGAAGAAUCAUCAUCAGAUCAUUCAAUGGACACAUUGCAAUCAACAGUAAUGAACACUGCUCAAAAAACGCCAACACCAGGGAGAUCCAAUGAUAAGCAUGUAUCCAAGUUGCAUAACAGUAGACGAGGUAUGGAUGCCGAUGCUGUUUGUUCAAAAAUAUUGAAUGAAAGGCCAGGCGAGCACGAUGACAAUUUAACUAAAUCAUUUGAAAGUUGCGAUUUAGAGCCUGGUGAAUUUUUACAUGUGCGAUCACCAUUAGACGAACCUAUGCUUUUUUGUUUGGAUUAUAGAGUAGUUGACACGGAAAAUCCGAAAUCGUUGCGCAACCUAACAAAGUUCAGCAACCGUGAUGAUAAAAGUGGUUCAGCUACAAACGCACAUAAUACAAUUACACCAACAACACAACCGCAACCUAAAUCUCUUGAAAAUGAGUCUGAAUCUGGUUUUAAUUCUGCAAAAAUGCUUUAUGCAGUAAUGCAAGAUAAAGAUGAUGAAAAUCAAUCUAUCGGUAAGUCUGAUAGCGUCUAUGCUGUUAGAUCGAAGCCCUUCAAAUAUGUGGCCAACGGAAUUGUAGAAAAAAUUAUUGAUAAAGAUGAAAAUGUAAUGAUGCAAAGUAAGUCGAAUCCUGAGAGCUCAAUAAGUAUGAGUACUGAUGACGGGUUCACGGAUAAAAAUCUACCAAAUUUCCCGGACAAGGAAAGCGAUACAGUUAAGACAUGCAAUUUAUAUUCAGCUACUGAAAAUUGCGAGUCUUUGGUGACAAAUAGAUGCGUUAAUUUGAUGAAUGAAAAAAAUAGCUGUGCAAUUAUUAGUAAGAAUAAAAAAAAAGGACAUGCAGGGAAAUGUUCUGACUUUCAACAUUCUGAUGGUGCUGAAUACAGCAAUAGACCAGAGAUCAUUGACCAUUUUCUAGGCAAAACUAAGCUUGAAGACAUGAAGAUAAGAAUCAAGAUUCACUUGACACAUAUUCCGAAGGUGAAAUCAAUUGGCCGAGCUCGUGCUCGUAUUCUAUGGGUGAAGUCAGAAUCUCCACACCGAGUUGUACAACCAAAGGCAGAACUUUCAAAGAUCCAGAAGGUUUGACGAUACUUGUGACCAAGAGCAUUCUCGACUCAACAUACGCUACAUGCAAGUCACCAGGAGAAAUUGUGACGGAGAUUAAAGACAUGGAAACGGAUGUUUCCUCCAGUAUAUCAUAGAUCACAAUGCAUGGCUAGAUGAGCUAUUAGAAUAGAUUGUAAUGGUACUUUCUGAGACUGCACGUAGUAAAAAUGA